AUGUCAGCGGAGGAGAACAGGUGUCAGUGGAGGAGAACAGGUGUUAGCAGAGAACAGGCUGUUGUCAGCAGAGGAGAACAGGUGUCAGUGGAGAAGAACAGAUAUCAGCAGAGGAGAACAGAUGUCAGUGGAGGAGAACAGGUGUCAGCACAGAACAGGUGUCAGUGGAGGAGAACAGGUGUCAGCACAGAACAGGUGUCAGUGGAGGAGAACAGGUGUCAGUGGAGGAGAACAGGUGUCAGCACAGAACAGGUGUCAGUGGAGGAGAACAGGUGUCAGCGGAGGAGAACAGGUGUCAGCAGAGAACAGGUGUCAGCAGAGGAGAACAGGUGUCAGCAGAGAACAGAUGUUAGUGGAGGAGAACAUAUGUCAGCAGAGGAGAGCAGGUAUCAGUGGAGGAGAACAGGUGUCAGCAGAGAACAGAUGUCAGUGGAGGAGAACAGGUGUCUGCAGAGGAGAAUAGGUGUCAGCAGAGAACAGGUGUCAAAGGAGGAGAACAAGUAUCUACAGAGGAGAAUAGGUAUCAGCGGAGGAGAAAAGGUGUCAUCCAGAGAACAGAUGUCGGAGACGAACAGGUAUCAGCGGAGGGGAACAGCUGUCAGCAGAGAACAGGUGUCAGCGGAAGAGAACAGGACUGAAAUGGAUGCUAAAAAGCCAAGGAAAGGCAGUUUGACAUCCUUCCCAAUUUUGAAAGCAACAAAGAAACAAAAUCUCACCUCUGUGAAGGUUGAGAGUAAGCCUUUGCUUCAAAUGCAGAAACCACCUUUCAAGGUCAAGAACUUCAGGGUGUCUGUAACUUACCAGCUUCUCCUAUAGAACACUAACACCAGCUUCACGUCACUGCCUUUCGUGGACACCAAGGGGAAGAAGACCAUGGUGAACCUCCCACACAUCGGCAGUAAACUCCCACUAAAGCAGCCCUUGCUGUAUCAGGAGAGUCCAGCUCACCGUCAGAAGUCUUCUGAGCUCAAGCCUUCUGAGACGGUCUUCCCUUUGAACGUGAAAACCCAAGACGCCAAAGCAGAGGAGAAGCCGCCGAAGAAGCACAAACACAAGGUGCCUCUGACAGCGGCAGAGGCCCUAAAGUUUUUUAAGAAGCAGCUGUCUUCUUAUGAGCAAAGCGAGAUCCUGGGCUACACAGAACUGUGGUUCUUGGGUCUGGAAGCUGAGAAGCUCCACAUGGCUCCAGAAAAAUUCAGCAAGACAAGUUUCGAUGAUGAACACGGCUCCUACAUGAAGGUCCUGCACGACCACAUCGCCUACCGCUAUGAGGUUCUGGAGAUGAUUGGAAAAGGGUCCUUUGGACAGGUGGCCAAGUGCUUGGAUCAUAAAAACAAUGAAUUGGUGGCCUUGAAAAUCAUCAGGAACAAAACGAGAUUUCACCACCAGGCCCUGGUGGAGCUGAAGAUUCUGGAAGCUCUCAGACGGAAGGACAAAGACAACACCUACAACGUGGUGCACAUGAAGGACUUUUUCUACUUCCGCAAUCACCUCUGCAUCACCUUUGAACUCCUGGGCAUCAACUUGUACGAGCUGAUGAAGAACAACAGUUUCCAAGGCUUCAGUCUCUCCAUUGUUCGGCGCUUCACCCUCUCUGUCCUGAAGUGUUUGCAGAUGCUCUACAUGGAGAAGAUCAUUCACUGUGACCUCAAGCCCGAGAAUAUCGUGUUGUAUCAGAAAGGCCAAGUCUCUGUUAAAGUCAUUGACUUUGGAUCAAGCUGUUAUGAACACCAGAAAGUCUACACCUACAUCCAGAGCCGGUUCUACCGAUCCCCAGAGGUGAUCCUGGGCCAUCCAUACAACAUGGCCAUUGACAUGUGGAGCCUGGGUUGCAUCAUGGCCGAGCUGUACACAGGCUACCCACUGUUCCCUGGGGAGAACGAGGUGGAGCAGCUGGCCUGCAUCAUGGAGGUGCUGGGCCUGCCACCAUCCCACUUCAUCCAGAUGGCCUCCAGGAGACAGAUGUUCUUUGAUUCCAAAGGUUUUCCUAAAAAUAUAACCAACAACAGGGGGAAAAAGAGAUACCCGGAUUCCAAGGAUCUCACCGUGUUGCUGAAAACCUGUGACACCAGCUUCCUGGACUUCCUCAGGCGGUGCUUGGUCUGGGAGCCCUCUCUUCGCAUGACCCCUGACCAGGCGCUCAAGCAUGCUUGGAUUCAUGAGCCUCGGAACCUCAAAGCUCGGCCCAGGCUUCAGACCUUGAGGAAAAUGAGUCUCUGUUUCCCCUCUGAAUCCAGGAAGGACAAGGUUCAAGUACAGCAUCACUCUGGCAAAAAAGGUACAGCCUCUCGAAUAGCUAAAGACAAAAUCAAAGAUGGCGCCACCAAACAGGAUGAGAAUCCAGGCAAUCAGCGAGGCUCUGGCCAGCACACGGCCGAGGUGAUCCAGCUGCCUCAUCUGGCAGAAGCUUCCAGAAGGCCAGAGGCGGCUGUUGGGCCCGUGGAGUCCAAGACCUCCGCGGGACAACAGAACAAAAAGUCCUCCCCCAAGAACACAAAUGCUUUACCACCUAUUGUGUGA
Capra hircus (goat) is the source of this 2520-nucleotide messenger RNA. RefSeq names its product dual specificity tyrosine phosphorylation regulated kinase 4 (gene DYRK4). The transcript is spliced from 15 exons. The record is from RefSeq and is a predicted model, not a curated record. Gene Ontology annotation, molecular function: ATP binding; protein serine/threonine kinase activity; protein serine/threonine/tyrosine kinase activity. Lineage: Eukaryota; Metazoa; Chordata; Mammalia; Artiodactyla; Bovidae. Gene Ontology annotation, cellular component: nucleus. Gene Ontology annotation, biological process: peptidyl-threonine phosphorylation; peptidyl-serine phosphorylation.